Messenger RNA from Gymnodraco acuticeps, 3807 nucleotides. RefSeq names its product probable E3 ubiquitin-protein ligase HERC3. NCBI's taxonomy places the organism in Eukaryota, Metazoa, Chordata, Actinopteri, Perciformes, Bathydraconidae. The coding region runs from base 87 to 3041 and encodes 984 amino acids. The record is from RefSeq and is a predicted model, not a curated record. Gene Ontology annotation, biological process: ubiquitin-dependent protein catabolic process; protein ubiquitination. Gene Ontology annotation, molecular function: ubiquitin protein ligase activity. The transcript is spliced from 23 exons.
GUUUCCAUACGUCACUUAUUAAGUUUCGUUUUUGAUUUGCAGAGUCAUAAAUAGCAGCUGUGGUUGAUCCUGAGAGCAUAAGCAACAUGUUUUCAUGGGGAGAGCACGGCUGCCAGCUGGGAGAUGGUUCUAACAUCUCAACAGCUGAUGGAGUCCACAUCACGGAACUGUCAGCGGGUCGCACUGUGCUCGCCUUCAUCCAGGGGGGUGGAGAGGCUUCCGUUAUCCGCACCGAAGAGAGCAAAGAUGGGAGAAGAGUCAGAGGAGAACAGAAGUUUGUGAAGUUUAAAGACAAGAUAAAGGCUGUGAGUUGUGGAGAUGAUACGGUCACACUGCUGUCUGAGAGAGGACAAGUUCUCUGUCUGGACACAAGUCUCGUUCCAAGGCCUUUGGCAGCUUUGUGUAACAUAGAGGUUUCUCAGGUUGCUUGUGGGAGCCAGCAUUCAGUAGCCUUGUCGAAAGAUGGUCAGGUGUAUACAUGGGGCCAAGGCUCCGGGGGCCAGCUGGGUCUGGGGGAGAGGCAGCCCAGCGCCACAUCCCCCCAACACCUGAACUCUCUGUCAGCGGUCCCCCUGGUGCAGGUCGCUGCAGGGGGGGGGCAGAGCUUCGCCCUCUCUGUCUCUGGAGCGCUGUUCAGCUGGGGCAGCAACCAUUGUGGGCAGCUCGGCCUGGGAGACACCACAGACAGACAUACACCAACUCCUGUUCACAACCUAAACACAAAGAAAACUAUUCACAUCUCCUGUGGAAAGGACCACACUGCUACUUUAACUAAGGACGGUGCAGUGUUUACGUUUGGCUCUGGUGAACACGGACAGCUCGGACACAACUCAUUCAGAGAUGAACUACGACCUCGGCUUGUUGCAGAGCUCUGGGGGGCAAAGGUCACCAAGAUCGCCUGUGGAAGACAUCACACAUUGGUGUUGACGGACUCCAAGAGGGUCUACUCCUUUGGGUGUGGAGAGCAGGGGCAGCUGGGACACAGAGAGGAGAGUCCUCCGUCUGUGCCGCUACCUGUUCAAAUGCCACAGGAUAUCACUGAUGGUCCUAAAGUAAGAAACAUCUUCGCGGGAGGAAACUGUUCGUUUGCAACUUCUGUUCAGGAAGCUCAAGAGGAGUCAAACACUGACAGCAAUGUAAAACAGGACUCUAUUGAUGGCCUGAUUGACAAAUGGCUCUCUAAAGGCAAUUCAAGAUCAUGGAAAAGGAGACAACAGGAUGUCCGCAGGACGUUUUCCUCUGCAUCACGUGUGAAUCAAAUCUUCAUGGACCAAAGCCAAGAUAAACAUUUCCGGACUUCUCCUAAGUACCACGGGUUGAACUUCGCGCUUGUGCAACGUGCUUUCGAGAAACUGGCAAAGAGGGAUGGUCUUUUGGAAAAGGUUGAGGAAGCUGCCUUGCACUUGCUUCCUUCCCUUGAUGAGGAGCCAGUGGGAGUGGAGGGGCUGAGGAUCUUCCUGAUUCUCAAUGAGCUCCUGCAUGUGAUCCAGAAAUACAAACUGCAGUCGAGCACAAAGCUCUCCGACGCGGUGGCUGCUGCCAUACAAAGUCUUUCUGCUGAAAGCCGUCGGGUCAUAGGGGACUGGUGGUCCUCACUGCCCUCCUCCACCAUGAGUAAACAUGUUAAGGUGUGGAAGCAGGCCCUCUCAGUGAUCCUGUCCAACCAGCCUGUUCCUCGAGAUUCAGGAGUCAGAAACCUGCUCCUAGUCCUCCAGCUGAUGUACAACGCCAACAGCAGAAUCGCAGGCCGUAAGAGACUCCCAGAAAAAACAUUCUGUGUGGGGUUCAGCGAAAACUUUCUUCAAGAAGAUGUUCAGCUUUGGCGGUCAAUGUCAAAAAUCAAGGAUACGGAUUAUCAGCCACUUAUCAUCUGCAAUUUCCCAUUUGUGAUGGAUCUGAAAUCAAAGAAAAUUGCUUUUGACAUCGAUGUUAUAUGCACUAAGAAUGAACAACAGACAAUGAUGACUUGGUGUUAUGGAUUGCCUCAGACAAAUCCCUACUUUGAACUGAAGCUGAAGCGAAAGUCACUUUUGGAAGGCACCUUCGGACAACUGGCUACUGCACCUCUCAGUGAGCUGAAGAAGCCACUUGUGGUCUAUUUCGAUGGGGACCCAACGAUCACACUUGUGUCCAACAGAGACCUUUUUCACCACUCAUUUCGUAGUAUGGUGUCAAACAAAUUCGAGAUGUUCAUGUUCAACACCCCGGAAACACUGGCCUGGUUCCGCUCCACGGCAACAGAUGAGGACAAGACAAACUGCUUUCUGUUUGGGGUUCUGUGUGGAUUGGCCUUGUACAACCAUUGUAUCAUUCACUUACAAUUCCCACUGGCUCUGUUCAAGAAGCUGCUGGGUGUAGAGCCCACACUGGAGGAUAUGAUGGAAUUCAGCCCGAGUGUUGGGAAGAGUCUGCAGUACAUCUUAGACUCUGAAGAUGAUGAAGUUGAAAACCUGUAUGCAGAGUUUUUGAUCAACUGGGAUCAGAAAGAGGUUGACCUUGAUCCCCAAAAUCCUGAAAAGCCAGUGACAGCUCAAAAUAGGAAGGAGUUUGUGGAUGCCUACGUGAGCCAUGCCUUCAACACAUCAGUGGAAGGUGUGUUUCAGGAGUUCAAGCGGGGCUUCUUCAUGGUGUGUGACCAGGAUUUGGUGAAGCUGUUCCGGCCAGAAGAGCUGCAGCGAGUGCUCGUGGGCCAGGAGGUCUAUGACUGGGCAAAACUGAAACAGAACACAGUUUGGAAUCCACGACUAGGCGACAACACCAUACAGAUGUUUUGGGAAGUGUUUGAGGACCUGACAGAAGACCAGAAGAAAGAUUUCCUGUGGUUCCUGACUGGUUUUAGGGGUGUUCCCAUUUUUGGCAUGGACGAGGUCAAGAUGAAGAUUCAACUCAUUCAAAUCCAGAGCGGUCAGACCUACGAUCAGCACUUCCCUGGGUCUCUGACCUGUCACUCUAUUCUGACCCUGCCCAUAUACUCUUCCAAGGAGAUCAUGAGAGACAGGCUGACGGAGGCCCUGCUGACGGUGAAAGGAUUCUCGGAGUGAUGCUGGAGGCACAACUGUGCUGGGAAAGGGCGAGACUGAUUUUCUAUUUUUGGAUACCUUUGUUUGUGCUACUUCAGGAUUCAAUCAAAAGCACUGUGCUAUAUGCACAUGAACUUUGAAAAAGCUAAAGAGCUGCAUCAUUCGUCCAAUUCUGUUCCGAAUUGAUUUUUAAAUCCUUUUAUUUGUUUUUAAAGCACUAAAUGGGCUGGCUCCGGCCUAUAUAGCUGAACUCCUCCAGCGCUACACCCCAGCCAGAGCGUUAAGGUCUGCUGACCAGCUGCUACUGGUAGUGCCUAAAACCAGGCUAAAAACCAGAGGGCACCGAGCCUUCGCGGCGGCUGGCCCUAGGCUCUGGAACACUCUGCCCCUCCAUGUGAGGUCGGCCCAGACCCUAGGGGUUUUUAAAUCUAAACUAAAAACUCACUUCUUCACCCUGGCCUUCUAAUCAGAGCAGAGCACGACUCAUGACACUUCCCUGUGUUUGAUUUUUAUAUUUGAUGUUGUAAUUUAUUGUCUUCUGUUUACAUCGGUAGGAAUGUGUUAUUUAUUAUCUGCAUGUGCAGCACUUUGGCUCGACCGAAAAUCGUUUUUAAAUGUGCUAUAGAAAUUUGAUUUGAUUUGAUUUGAUUUGAUCAUUCAUUCCUAGCAGCACUAAGCUGUAGCAACAUAACAGCUGAUUUUAACUUAUAAUUUAAGCUUUUUAUAUUUAUAUCAUGAGUUUUACUUCUCAGGAACCCUAAAGAAUAAUAAAAAAUAUAUAUUCUUC